AUGAUGCUGGUUUGUAUAUUAGCGAUAUUUUUAAGUUUUGCGCAUGCAGAUACCAUUUCGUCGUUAACAGAUGGAGAAAACACGACUUCAACAUCAUUGGAAAGCAAAGACCAGGAAUGGAACGAUUUGAGCAUCCUACGGCAGAUGAUUAACCAAGAGACCGUCAUCCGACUUGCGUUGGUCAAGAACGUCCAUGCACUUGUAAACGAUGUUAACCUUAUGAAAAAAGGUUCUGCGGCAAGUGAAACAACAGUAUCAGGAUUACAGCAGGCAAUAGAAGCCUUAAACACUCUGGUAUACUCUCUUCAAAAGGAAAACAGCGAACUUAAGAAUAGUAGCAUAAUCAGCAAGGCCAAAAUGAUGGAGUUUGAAACAAGAAUACAGACAUUAAAUGAAAGUGUUUCUUCUUUAUAUGACAAGGUAAACGUCAAUCAGAUGGAAUCAGACCAAAAAAGACAGGAAAUGUUCAACAAAACCAACAGUGGCAUUUCCGAUAUCAAAAUAGAGCUAAGAUAUCUUUCGGUUACCUUGUUUGACUUCAAGGAACACACUGAUAUGGAAACUGAGUCGAGAGAUAAAAAGUAUGAAGAACUUGAAUAUUAUUUUAAUAUCACAGUUGAUGAGUUGAAAACUAAAAACUUUCAAACCAAGAGCAGAUUGAGUAAUCUCACAGAACUAAUUCAAAAUGUACAAGAUUUUCAAACGGAGAUGAAUGGAGAAUUUACAGAAAACCUCAAUAGAACAGUCACCAAGUUUGAAACCCAGUUCAAAACGUCAGAGUAUGAGCGUCUUAAACUGUCCUCUACCGUGUCAUCCCUGGAAGUUGCCCAAAUGAACAUGUCCAAAUCAAGAUGUGAUGUAUCCAAAAGAGUAGGUUUUACUGCUACUAUAUCGUCUGCUAGUUCUACCUGGAACAGCGCUACUCUGGUAUUUCCUGUGGUCAUCACAAACGUCGGGAACGGAUACAACCCAAGUACCGGGGUAUUUACCGCCCCCACAGCGGGGGAAUAUGUCUUCUUCGUCAAUGUGCAGAGUUACAAUACCCAAACCAUAUAUGUAGACGUCGUGUUGAAUGGAGUAACUAAGGUCCGAACAAUGGCGCAUGGAGGUAGUGAUUAUUACGAAGCAGGACCUAACCUGGUGGUGUUAACUCUACAGAAGGGAGACAGAGUGUGGGUGAAACGCUACUCUGGUCAGGGUUAUUAUAUUGACGGUCCUAUAACCACGUUUUCAGGAUUUCUUUUCUAAUAUAUUCAUUAAAAAGGUAGAUAAAGAGUUAUCCCAGUGAAUAUUGAGAUAUUCAAUCAAUUUGCCAUACAUUGUGCGAAUAGUUCGCUUAAGCUUUUAUCUGGUGGUUAAAAACUGCUUUAAUACCAACAUGAUUUGAAUUUAAAAAGUACAAUUAUAAAGCGAACAUCACUUUGAAAACGUUUUAUUAUGUUAUUAAAAAACACAGUGUCAUUGCUUAAAUGAAAUAUAAUUUUUGUAUCUAUGUAAUAAAUUUUUUAAAACUAAUAUUUAGAACAAGUUAUAUAUAAUCGGAACAGUACUACUUGAUGAUGAUAACUCUGUAUUACCUCAAGAAAUAUUUAUGUAUCACUGUAUGUGUGAGAAUGUGUAUUAAUGAACAAAAAAUCAUUGAUAUAUAAUCUAUUCUUUCUGUAAACAAAGCCAUAGGUGCACACCUUAUGUGUCACAAAAUGUUGAAAGCUACUAAAUUUACCAUUGUCCAACCAAUAUUUCUAUUGUUUAACCGCUCACUUACAGAAUCUGUUUUUCCUAUUAUGUGGAAACAUGCUAACGUUACUCCACUUUUUAAAAACAGACGACCCUUCUGUUUUUUCCAACUAUUGACCAGUUUUGCUUUUUAAGUUGUAUUGGUAAAUUCAUGGCCGGAACGUAUUGUAUUUAAGCAUUUAUAUUACUUUAUUCACAGAAAUAUUAUGUUUUUUAAAUAACAAGCCGGAUUUUUACAAGGUCAUUCAACUGUUUUUCAAUUAUUACAAACAUAUGAUGAUAUUGUUUGGAGAAUUGUUGAAGGGAAAUCAUGUUGUGUGGUAUUUCCUGAUUUGUUUGGCACAAAGAACUUUUAUAUAAAUUAAAAAUGUAUGGCAUUGAUGGAAAGAUGUAUAUUUGGCUAAAAAUCUACUUAGCAAAUCGGACACAACGAGUUAUGUAUAAAAAUAUAUUUUCUUCUACGGCACCAAUUCAUGCCGGUGUACCUCAAGGCUCUGUACUUAGACCACUGCUAUUUCUAAUUCAUGUAAAUGCUGUAACAAGAUUUUGUAUAUUGUUUACUUAUGAUAACUGUUUGCAGUAUUCAUCAAAAUGUGUCAAACCUAUUCAAUAUUUUCUGAAUCAUAAUAAAUUUACAUUCAGUGUA
Magallana angulata is the source of this 2383-nucleotide messenger RNA. RefSeq lists its product as uncharacterized. The record is from RefSeq and is a predicted model, not a curated record. Bases 1 to 1248 code for a protein of 415 amino acids. The transcript is spliced from 3 exons. Gene Ontology annotation, molecular function: protein binding. Lineage: Eukaryota; Metazoa; Mollusca; Bivalvia; Ostreida; Ostreidae.